Molecule: messenger RNA, 768 nt
Organism: Penaeus monodon (black tiger shrimp)
Lineage: Eukaryota; Metazoa; Arthropoda; Malacostraca; Decapoda; Penaeidae
Product: ice-structuring protein 4-like
Source: RefSeq, a predicted model, not a curated record
UUCCUACUUCGUUUUCGAGUUUUUAGAUUUACCCCUUUCUUUCCCUCCUUCUUCUAUAAUCUCCUUCGUCUUCUCAGGUAACCAAUGAAAUAAAAAGGGAAUUUUUUUUACCUACGACAAUAAAUUCAUUAAGUUAAAAGAUGAAACUUUAUCGAAACCUCCCCUUCCGCCACAUCCCAUUGCAAGGAAAUUUAUUCAAAUUCAUCCACCGCCUCCUUCUUGCUCUCAGACCCUCAUCCUCGGAGCCGCCGUCGCCAGCGCCGGAUAUGUCGCGUAAGUAGAAGGGUGACCCGAGGCGACCUGACCCGCGGGGAGAAAUUCCGUGGAUCUGGGCUUUCUUUCUUGGUCUUUUAUUGUGUAUGUGUAUGUCUAUAUACCCAACUGCAAAGCAUUAAAAAAAAUGACACAGGCAACCUGCACCUCGAGUGACCUCGCCCCCCUCUCGUCCUCAGGCAAGUCGGCAGCGGACACGGAGGCGGCUACGGCGGCGUCGGCGGCAGCGCAGCCGUCUACGCCGGCGUGCAGAGCGCCUACAGCGGCUACGGCGGCGGCAUCAGCGUUGGCCACGGGGGGUCCUCCUCCUACUACGGGCCAAGCUGGAUCAGCUGGAGGAUAUGGACACUAGGAACCUUCUUGAAUUUCAGAAGUGAAGACAUUUUAGAAAAAACUAAUCUCCAUAUUCUUCGGGUUGACAUCAUUCAUCACAUUUCACUGAAUUAAUACAAGAUUACCUAACAUCAACGACCCUAAUCAUGUGUACUUUAUAGA